Fusarium subglutinans is the source of this 1974-nucleotide messenger RNA. RefSeq lists its product as uncharacterized. Lineage: Eukaryota; Fungi; Ascomycota; Sordariomycetes; Hypocreales; Nectriaceae. The transcript has 3 exons. The coding region runs from base 1 to 1974 and encodes 657 amino acids. The record is from RefSeq and is a predicted model, not a curated record.
AUGGACUGUUCGCCAGAGAGGCUUGAAAGACUUGUUUCUGAUGAAGACGUCGAAUUUGACGCUGAUAUCGCUGGGCCAGGAGUACUAGCUGCUUUCCUUGUCACGUCGUUGAUAGCACUAGCGACUCUGAUUCUGGCAUUUCUUACAAUAUCAGUGCCUGAGCGUCUUCUAAACUCUGGAGACGACGUAAUCGCUGCUGGGGCGCGUCGGAUUUACCACCGAUUGAGGUUUCUCAACACCAAACGCCCAAACACCAAACCCCCCAAGGUUGACCAAAGCAGAAGCGAGCGGGUUCAUGCUUUCAUGACCUUCAUGGUCGCUAUAAGUGAUCAAAUCCUUGUCUCUCAAGCCUCCAUCCUAAUCGCCGCUCUUAUCAUUCACGACGAUAUCACCAUAUAUUCAAGCAAUAUUGUGAUCGCCCUGGGGUGUCUCGCGUCGACGGUUCACUUGGGUAGUUUUCCAUUUUAUAUAGACCGCAUUAAAGACCAUAGAACCGCCAAGCUUAUUCGUGUCCUUGCUAUGGUCGCCGGCUCUGGAAUGCUCGUCUUCCUGCUCGUUAUACAACUAUCGUACACCUGGGAUAUGGAGUCCCACGUCUACUUCAUUUGCGCCCUUCGGGACUAUCGGAUGAGUGAGGAGAUGGCAGGUAUGGACGUAAUCAAUCUCCUCAUUGGGAUGUUUGUUCCACUAGCAGUGCUUUAUGGCACGUAUGAGAUUAUUCAGCUUCUGUAUCGCGACCAGCCAGUUGAAGAUAACCCCAAUGAACCUGGUUCUAGGGGCGAGCCCCCUCAUGCACGACAAAAUAGAUCGCAUCUUGAUGAUCAGGAGCUCUCAGAGAAUGGGGGUAUUGAACUUCAAAACCUUGCUAGGUUAGAAGACCAAGCCAAUCCAGAGAGCUAUCGGGAUACUAGCGGUAUAGAAGUCGAAAGUCAGGCGAUCGUUUCCAUUCUGCAGCUGAUCUCAGACAGCAACAGAGAGAUGAUGACAGACAACGAGGCGGGCUAUCAACAUCAAAGAUUCAUAUUGUUGAGGCCAAGAGGCGCAAAGAUUCAAUUCAGAGAGCUACUGAAUGAGAUCAAAGAGUCUAAACGGGAGAGACUCCUGAACAAAUGGCUGAAACUUAAAGCUCUCACGAUCUUGACCUCGAAGAGAGUGUCGACAAGAAAGCUCAGACUCCUUAUGAGAUUGACAGAUGAAACAUGGGCAUUCCACCAAUGUCGGGGAUCCUUCGCCUGGAGAUUAUUCUGGCUCUGGUCAGGUAAUGUCUACGGGAUCGUGACCAUUUUUAUUUCGAGAGCUGUGACAACAGGCAUGUCAGGCAAUCCCAACACGAUGGGAUUUGGCCAGGUUGUGCCGCUAACGUUGCUUACUCUCCCGAUAUUUGCGGCCAUGGAGGGCCGCGCUGACUAUAAGCAAAAACUAAAGUCAAUUGACAAAGCUCAUGCUGAUCAAGCGAUUCUCGAAACACCGGUUACUGGGAACACACGGUCUCAAUCAAGACAUCAAUCUCCUGCUCAAAGACAUAACAUACCUGCAAAGAGAGAGAUUUUAAGGAUACAGACCGUACAAGAGAUCCUUAAGAAGCGUUCCAAAGAUAUUGGAUACCCGGAGCUUUACGAUUGGUUGACAGGAGACGAUUUGGCCUCCGCACCGAGUCUCCAGAUGGGUGUUGCGCUUCAUGUAGCAGUCAUGUUUAUGAUUGCAACUCUACUCGGCUUUUCGAUGGCUUAUGGUAUAGCCAGUAUCAAUAUUACAUUGAUCGUGCUUCUGUUUCUUCUUGCCGCUCGCAGGCUCAUAGGCCUCUCGUUGGUUGUUCAGGAUUUGGGAUCGUGCCCCAUGAUCCUCGAUCAUCUUGGUUGCUCGAAUCAUUUAACUCGACAACAACUUGGAAGUCACGGUGAGAGAAUGGCCAUAGGUCAGGCGACUGGAGAUGCUGGGGAGGAUAUAGAAGAGGAGGAAGGGCAAGAAGCGUAA